Molecule: messenger RNA, 1490 nt
Organism: Penaeus vannamei (Pacific white shrimp)
Lineage: Eukaryota; Metazoa; Arthropoda; Malacostraca; Decapoda; Penaeidae
Source: RefSeq, a predicted model, not a curated record
UGGACUGUUCCUGUCCUCAACUUACUCCAGGCUUACCAUGGCCAAUAAUGAAGACUUUCCACCCUUAUUAGAGUCACUGAAGCUUGAUCUUUAUUAACAAGCCCCACAGAUUUAAAUUCUCCCGAUUCCCUGACUCAGGCUCUCCUUUGACUAUGUCUGAUUACUUACUAUCACCUCAGUCCAGUCCAAAUCAUCCAUCCAGGUCAUUACUCAUCCUCCAGAAAAUAUUCCUCCUCUUCCAACAUUCUCUACUUCACCUCCACCGCGAAGCUUCCUUCACCUACUACCCCGUCCUCCCUUAUUUCUGCUCUACAGCCUUAUUGUCCACCUCUCAAUACUAGUCCCUCUUCCACACGCUCCCUUCCUUCUACCCACACUAGAGACCUGAAUACUCUGUUUAGCCCAGCCAAAUUUUUCAUGAUCCCCCUUACAACCCCUCACUCCGACAACACUCACCUCUGCCAGCUAUGCCUCCUAGAACGAGUGGACUAAGUUUCCCUCACCAGUGCCCCAGGCAAACUUCCACCCGACCCAAGGGUCCUGGAACCAUGUCCCGUUCAGGGCAUCUGGAUGUUAAUCAUUUGAGAAUUCUCUCAGCCAACCUGAGAGGAUUUCAGACAAAUGUUGGGGAGCUCACCCACAAUUUUGUAAUGCCAAAUUCGAUUGACAUUGUUGCUACAGUUGAAACUUCCCUAAAUGACUCUUUGCCAUCUAACUUCGGCCAAAUCUUCGGAUUUUCCCAGUGGUACCGUAGGGACAGGAUCGGCAUUACCUUCGGAGGCAUAGCUGUCUGCUUCCGCAAAGGGCUUGGUAUUGAAACUCUAUGCAUUAGCCACCCAUCCCACCUCGAGCUGAUGUUCUUCAGAAUGUGGAUCACGCAAGAAACUUCGGUGCUCCUCUGCAUUUGCUACAGGCCACAAUGGCAAGGUGCAGAGCCGAUCCAUUUUCUGAGGGACAAUCUCGACCGCAUUCUUUUUGAACACUUCUGCCAGCACAUCAUCAUACUAGGAGAUUUAAACCAAUACCUUGUGGCAACUGCAUUCGACAAUCUUCUUACUGUGUUUGGAAUGCACAAUCAUGUUGAUUUUCCAACACACAUUUCUGGUUCUUCAUUAGAUCCCGUUCUGAGUGACUUCCCAGAGUCCUUAGUCCAGUGCUCUGCCUUAGGUAAUGUGGGAACAUCAGAUCACACUGCCAUACUCACAAACAUACAGACUGCUUUAAUGUUCAUCUUUGGGUUCUAUGCUGUAUCACUUGUGGCUUGCUUCAUAAAAUUUCUGGUGAAGUUAAAGAUUGUUAGUUUAUCACAUUUUAAGAUUUACCUGUCUUCGACCCAAUGGCCUAGGCUGGCUGUUAUUAAUCUUCACACAGCCUUCCCCUGGAUUAAGAAUCGUAGUGAAUCUAAAGUAGAGGGAGCAAAAGUACAUCACUGCGUCAGUUUCACUGCUAGUUUGCCUUUUCCUCUAAGUAUCUGCCAGGUUGCUAUUUAA